Egretta garzetta (little egret) is the source of this 4119-nucleotide messenger RNA. It is a transcript of the gene PTPRG, whose product is annotated as protein tyrosine phosphatase receptor type G. Gene Ontology annotation, biological process: protein dephosphorylation. The record is from RefSeq and is a predicted model, not a curated record. Lineage: Eukaryota; Metazoa; Chordata; Aves; Pelecaniformes; Ardeidae. Gene Ontology annotation, molecular function: protein binding; protein tyrosine phosphatase activity.
AUGCGGAGGCUACUGCAACCGUGUUGGUGGAUCUUUUUCUUGAAAAUCACCAGCUCCGUGCUCCAUGAUGUGGUGUGCUUCCCCGCUCUGACUGAAGGUUAUGUUGGCUCUCUGCAUGAAAACAGACAUGGUAGUUCUGUGCAGGUACGGAGGCGAAAGGCUUCGGGGGAUCCUUACUGGGCAUACUCAGGUACCUAUGGUCCCGAGCACUGGGUUACUUCCAGCGCGAAGUGCGGAGGGUCUCUCCAGUCUCCCAUAGAUAUCGUAGACCAUCAGGCCCACGUUGGAGAUGGUUAUCAAGAGCUGCGGCUUGAUGGUUUUGACAAUGAAUCUUCUAACAAGACUUGGAUGAAAAAUACAGGAAAAACAGUUGGGAUCCUGGUGGCUGACGAUUAUUUUGUCAGUGGUGCCGGGUUGCCGGGCAGAUUCAAGGCAGAGAAAGUGGAGUUUCACUGGGGUCAAAGCAACGGUUCAGCUGGCUCUGAGCACAGCAUCAAUGGCAAGAGGUUCCCUGUUGAGAUGCAGAUUUACUUCUACAAUCCCGAUGACUUUGACAGUUUUGGAACAGCAGUUCUAGAAAACAGGGUAAUAGGAGCCAUGGCCGUGUUUUUUCAAGUCAGUCAGAGGGACAAUCCAGCGCUGGAUCCCAUUAUCCAUGGGUUGAAGGGCGUCGUACAUCACGAGAAGGAGACCUUUCUGGAUCCCUUUGUGCUGAGGGACCUUCUGCCGACAUCGCUGGGGAGUUACUACCGCUACGCCGGUUCGCUGACUACUCCUCCGUGUAGCGAGAUCGUCGAGUGGAUCGUUUUUCGAAAGCCCGUUCCCAUUUCUUACCAUCAGCUGGAGGCGUUCUACUCCAUAUUCACCACUGAACAGCAAGACCAUGUCAAGUCCGUGGAGUACCUGAGGAAUAACUUCCGACCACAGCAAAACCUGAACAACAGGAAGGUGUCUAAGUCUGCUGUGAAGGAUGCUUGGAGCCAAGAUGUGACAGACCUCUUGGACAAUCCACUUGGCACGGAAGCUUCCAAAGCUUGCAGCACUCCCCCAGUCAACAUGAAAGUGCAGCCUGUGAACAGGACAGCAUUACUUGUAACCUGGAACCAACCAGAAAUCAUCUACCACCCUCCGAUCAUGAACUACAUGAUCUCAUAUAGCUGGACUAAAAACGAAGAUGAAAAGGAGAAGACUUUCACCAAGGACAGUGACAAGGACCUGAAGGCCAUCAUUAGCCAUGUCUCACCUGACAUCCUUUAUCUGUUCAGAGUUCAAGCAGUUUGCCGAAAUGAAAUGCGUAGUGACUUUAGCCAGACUAUGCUCUUUCAAGCUAACACUACUCGAAUUUUCGAGGGGACCAGAAUUGUGAAAACAGGAGUGCCCACAGCAUCUCCUGCCUCCUCAGCCGACAUGGCUCCCAUCAGCUCCGGCUCCUCCACCUGGACUUCCUCAGGGCUCCCCUUCUCCUUCGUGUCCAUGGCCACGGGGAUGGGGCCUUCCUCCAGCGGCAGCCAGGCCACUGUGGCCUCAGUGGACCCGGGGCCAGAGCGGGACUCAGCGCUGACCAAGGACGGCGAGGGAGCAGGCGAGGAGGGGGAGAAGGACGAAAAGAGUGAAAGCGAGGAUGGGGAGCGGGAGCAUGAGGAAGAGGAAGAAAAGGAUGCUGAGAAGAAGGAGAAAAACAGGGCAACGGCGGCCACGGAGGCACGCAAUAGCACGGAGCCCAACAUGGCCACGGCUUCCCCCAACCGGACUGCCGAGGAGGAAGGAAAUAAAACCAUAUCGGGUGAAGAACCAAACCAAAACGUUGCCCCCACGGCUAGAGGUCCCGUGGAGGAGAGCUUUGCCGAAGCAGACACUCAGCCCCAGCCGAUCCCUUCCACCCAAGUGCCGCCAGCGUUCACCAACGAACUUUACCUGGGGAAGAUCCCAAGACGACCAGAGACAACAAGAAAACCUCCUCCAAAGGAGGACAGGUUUCCAGAGGAAUACCCCUCAGAUAACAAAUUCAUCACCAUUAACCCAGCUGACAAGAACAGCUCCAGCAUGGCCACGAGACCUUCUCCUGGUAAAAUGGAAUGGAUCAUCCCGCUUAUUGUGGUCUCAGCACUGACCUUCGUGUGCCUCAUUCUUCUCAUUGCUGUGCUUGUCUACUGGAGAAAGUGUUUUCAGACUGCCCAUUUCUAUGUGGAGGACAGCAGUUCCCCCCGUGUGGUUCCCAAUGAAAGUAUUCCCAUUAUACCUAUUCCAGAUGAUAUGGAAGCAAUUCCAGUCAAGCAGUUCGUUAAACACAUCAGUGAGCUGUAUUCCAAUAACCAGCAUGGGUUCUCGGAAGACUUUGAGGAAGUGCAGCGCUGUACGGCUGACAUGAACAUCACUGCAGAGCAUUCCAACCACCCCGACAACAAGCACAAGAACAGAUACAUCAACAUCCUAGCCUAUGAUCACAGCAGGGUGAAGCUAAGGCCUUUACCAGGAAAAGAUUCGAAGCACAGUGACUACAUUAAUGCUAAUUAUGUCGAUGGUUACAACAAAGCAAAAGCCUACAUUGCUACCCAGGGACCUUUAAAGUCUACCUUUGAAGAUUUCUGGAGGAUGAUUUGGGAACAAAAUACUGGAAUCAUUGUCAUGAUCACAAACCUUGUUGAAAAAGGAAGAAGAAAAUGUGAUCAGUACUGGCCGACAGAGAACAGCGAGGAGUAUGGCAACAUAAUCGUCACGCUGAAGAGCACAAAUAUUCACGCCUGCUACACUGUGCGCCGCUUCACCGUCAGGAACACGAAGAUGAAAAAGGGUCAGAAAGGAAACCCCAAAGGGCGGCAGAACGAGCGAACAGUUAUUCAGUAUCACUACACUCAGUGGCCUGACAUGGGUGUGCCGGAGUACGCUCUGCCGGUGCUGACCUUCGUUAGGAGAUCCUCCGCAGCCAGAACCCCAGACAUGGGACCAGUGGUGGUGCACUGCAGUGCUGGUGUUGGCAGAACUGGUACCUACAUUGUGAUAGACAGUAUGCUGCAACAGAUAAAAGACAAAAGCACAGUUAAUGUCCUGGGUUUCCUGAAACAUAUCAGGACACAGCGCAACUACCUCGUCCAGACAGAGGAGCAGUACAUUUUUAUUCAUGAUGCCUUGUUGGAAGCCAUCCUUGGGAAGGAGACUGAAGUAUCUGCAAACCAACUGCAUAGUUAUGUUAACAGCAUCCUCAUACCUGGCAUAGGAGGGAAGACACGACUAGAAAAACAGUUCAAGCUGGUUACACAGUGUAAUGCAAAAUACGUGGAAUGCUUCAGUGCUCAGAAAGACUGCAACAAAGAGAAGAACAGGAACUCAUCAGUCGUGCCGUCUGAGCGUGCUAGAGUGGGCUUGGCACCGCUGCCUGGAAUGAAGGGAACAGAUUACAUUAAUGCCUCUUAUAUCAUGGGCUACUACAGGAGUAAUGAGUUCAUCAUAACCCAACAUCCACUGCCACAUACGACUAAAGAUUUCUGGCGAAUGAUCUGGGAUCACAAUGCACAGAUCAUCGUCAUGCUGCCGGACAACCAGAGCCUGGCAGAAGAUGAGUUUGUGUACUGGCCAAGUCGCGAGGAAUCCAUGAACUGUGAGGCCUUUACUGUGACCCUUAUCAGCAAAGACAGACUGUGCCUCUCUAACGAAGAGCAAAUUAUCAUCCAUGACUUUAUCCUUGAAGCUACCCAGGAUGACUACGUUCUGGAAGUCCGCCACUUUCAGUGUCCUAAAUGGCCAAACCCAGAUGCUCCCAUAAGCAGUACCUUUGAACUUAUCAAUGUAAUCAAGGAAGAGGCCUUAACAAGGGAUGGCCCCACCAUAGUUCAUGAUGAGUAUGGAGCUGUGUCAGCGGGAACGCUAUGUGCCCUUACCACCCUGUCCCAGCAGCUGGAGAAUGAAAAUGCUGUCGAUGUUUUCCAGGUGGCAAAGAUGAUAAAUCUUAUGCGGCCUGGAGUAUUUACAGACAUUGAACAGUACCAGUUCCUUUAUAAGGCAAUGCUAAGCUUGGUCAGCACUAAGGAAAGUGGAAACGGUGCCAUGACACUGGACAAAAAUGGUGCUGUGAUGGCCAGUGACGAAUCCGAUCCCGCAGAAAGCAUGGAGUCUCUUGUCUAA